Molecule: messenger RNA, 2203 nt
Organism: Papaver somniferum (opium poppy)
Lineage: Eukaryota; Viridiplantae; Streptophyta; Magnoliopsida; Ranunculales; Papaveraceae
Exons: 2
Coding region: 168-2012 (614 amino acids)
Source: RefSeq, a predicted model, not a curated record
AUAAUCCAAAUAUCGAGUUUAUCGAUUAGGCUGUGUUCCUUAUGAACCAGUAGGCUUGAUCCUCUGGGAUUAAGAGAGGUUUACCUCAAGUUAUCUAUCCAAUCCUGUUAUGUCCAUCUAGGUACAUAACAAUUGGUAUCAGAUUCACGAUCCUGCAUACCUGAUUCAUGAUGGGAAGAGGUGAUCCAACACUACAGGAGGUUUCUGCUCAGCAACAACUUCAGGGUGGACGAUUAUCAGUGUUAGAAAAUCAUAUAAAAGAUAUCAAGAUCAAUUUGAGUUCGAUCCAGGAAACUCUGAAUCAAAUACUGGGUCGUCUUCCAAUGUCAGCAGUUUCGUCUCCAAAUUCUCCACCAGUUCCUGGUUCUAUAAAUGAAGAUUCCAAUAAAGUUCCAAUUCCUACUAACUCAAUUGGAGAUUUCACUGUUUUUUCAUCUGAGAUAACAACAUCAAUUGCAACUGGUGUUGAUGACGAAAAAGAUUCUCUCAAUUUCGAAUUGAUCCCUCCAUUUUUCUUCAUCGAGAAAGAAGAUGUUGAUUCGCUUCAUGGUGUGAGGCUACAAUUUGAAGAACAUUCAAAAUUAGAGACCAAUGGCUUCUCUGGGUUGAAUCAAAUCAAAAUUGGUGAGGUGACAGAUUCUGCCCUAGAAUUUUACUUCAACAAGUUUGAGGAGAAGUUCGAAAAUCAUGAAUACUUCAAGGAGUUAUUGUCCAUUUUCUACAUCAAAUUAAACUGCGUGGCUUGUUCUUCUUCUCUCCUUAAUGCCACUCGCUCCUUAUUUGAUCGAGGACACACAUGGGGUGAAUUGUGGAUGAGGGGCGUAAUGCAAGAACAUUUUAUGUGUUACGGUUGCUAUUCGGUUUUUAUUCUUAGCACGCAAUAUUCACAGCCACUUCCGUUCAAUACUCCAACUAUCUUGGGUGAGACUGGUGUAGGUGGUAAGCUGCAAGAAUGCCUACUUCAAGAAUGCAACGCAAGAAAUCAGAAUUUCACCAAGGUAUACUUCUUCAAAUACAUAAUUCGUAUUGCUUCAAUAUGUGCCAGUUUACCUACUGCUGAGUAUAUUCGCCUCAUCUUUGAUCGUGGUAAAGAAAUUGAACCUAUUGAGUGGUGGUGUGUUUAUGAUAGACAUAUUUCCAAAUUCCACCUUACUUCUUGUUUGCUUGUGAGUAAUGGGUUGAAUUUCACGGAUGCUUGUGCUGGCGAAUAUGCUCCUGAGAUGAUUUCGGAGUUUAGGUACCAUUUAAUUCUGUUCCUUGGAGUCUUGCAUGUGCUUGAGUUUGUUAUAACUGGAGAAAGGUAUGAUGCUAGUCAGCUGGUUAAUGAAAUGCCAGAGCAAUCUAUUUCGAUACUACUACAAAUGACAAGGCAAAAGGGAAUUGGCGGUGCACCAGAACCAGAUGUACAUUUGCUUAUCAAAGUUAUUAGCUUGGUUCACUUGAUGACCCUUUACAAGCACAACACCGUUAGUAGAUUUUCAUCUACAAUCUACACUAGUCCAUCACUGCUCUUACUGUUGCUACCACAGAUGUCUCCGGUUAAGGGGUCUACUCCCUGUCAGUUUCUGGUAAUUAUACAUGGAAUGGAGAUGCUACACCAGUCAAUCUCACCUAAGGCCAACGCUGAUAUGAAUGGGGGUGUUGCUACGAGUACUUAUCCAGCUGGAGGUGUCGAUGAUUCUGGGCCUGCAGUUUACCAUGGACAACUCAGCACAACCAGGUUCAGGUCAAUGUGUGGACUUUACAGAAAGAACUCCUACCUUGGCAUUUCCUUGCUGUGUGUUUUGCAGACAGUAGGCAUGUUCUCGCGACUAUCAUCUCCUUCACUCGCUAUUUUGGAAGCUGCGGCCUCGGAUACUUACCAACAUGUACCUGCACAAGAGAGGAGAGUCCUGACAACCCCGUUCACAUCCUUGAGGACAAGGAUGUUCCCAAGGAGUAGGGAAUGUCAUGUACCUGCACAAGAGAGUAGAGUGGCCCUUAUCGUAAUCAGGGUGGUAGUUAGUAUUUAAUAUUAAUUGUUGUUAGUAGUUAAUUAAAAAUGAUUAUUAGUUAAUGAUAGUUGUAAUGGAUGGUUGGGAUGUAACCAUCUGUGUAGCUUAGUGAUCGUUAGAUCUAGUUAGGGACGCCUAGCUAUAAAGAGUGAGAGUCUGUAAUGAAAUUCUCAAUCAAUUCAUAAUCCAAAUAUCGAGUUUAUCGAUUA